Messenger RNA from Spinacia oleracea (spinach), 2289 nucleotides. RefSeq lists its product as uncharacterized. The transcript has a single exon. Gene Ontology annotation, molecular function: nucleic acid binding; RNA-DNA hybrid ribonuclease activity. Gene Ontology annotation, biological process: DNA integration. The record is from RefSeq and is a predicted model, not a curated record. The coding region runs from base 1 to 2289 and encodes 762 amino acids. NCBI's taxonomy places the organism in Eukaryota, Viridiplantae, Streptophyta, Magnoliopsida, Caryophyllales, Amaranthaceae.
AUGGCCGCCUUAAACAGAUUUGUGAGCAAGUCGGCAGAUAAGCAAAUGCCCUUCUUCACAACCCUGAGGCAAAACAAGAAGUUCAAAUGGGGGCCGGCAGAGCAAGAGGCCUUUGAAGCUCUAAAAAGUCACUUAAAAAACCUGCCAACAAUAGCAAGGGCAAAAGAGGGCGGCAAAUUACAACUGUACAUAUCGGCGUCGCCAAAGACAGUUGCAGCAGUACUGGUAGCCGAAACAGAAAACAAAGGGCAGCAGCCGGUAUAUUUUGUGAGCCAUGUGCUAAACGGCCCAGAAACAAGGUACACGUUGGUGGAGAAAAUGGCAUAUGCAGUCCUCAUCGCGGCUAGAAAGUUAAGACCAUACUUUGAUGCGCAUACAAUCGAAGUGCUAACAAACUUUCCUCUCGAAAAAGCCAUCAGCAAGCUAGAUACAUCAGGCCGGUUGCUAAAAUGGGCAAUAGAGUUGUCCGAGUUUGACUUGGAAUUCCGGCCAAGAACUGCAAUCAAAGCCCAGGCAUUGGCGGACUUCAUAGUUGAAGCGUCAUACCAAGAGGAUGAAGUACAAGCUGAAGUAUGGGAUGUGUCAGUGGAUGGUUCAGCUGCACAGACAGGCAGUGGGGCUGGAAUAAUCAUGAAAUCGCCAGCAGGAGACAUUUUUGAGUAUGCUAUAAAGUUUACGUUUAACGCGUCAAAUAACGAGGCAGAAUACGAGGCAGCAAUUGCCGGCAUCCAAAUGUGCCUCGCAGCAGAUGCCAAAAGAGUAAUACUGACAACAGACUCCCAGCUGGUAGCAAGUCAAUUCAGCGGAGAAUAUGAGGCCAAAGAACCUUCGAUGGUCAAAUACCUUGAGAAGUUGAGGUCGGUGUCGGCUCAGCUAGAGAAAUUCAGCAUUAAUCUGGUACCCCGAGCAGAGAACACACUGGCAGACGCCCUAUCAAAGUUAGCAAGUUCAAAUGUCGCUGACUUGAAAAGAACAGUCAUGAUGGAAGUCAUGAAUAAGCGAAGUACGGAGUCGGAGAUAAUACGGGUCAUGGCCAUCACAACCACCUCAGAAUGGUACGAUAAUAUCCAAACAUACAUACAGACUGGAGCCCUACCAGCAGAUUUUGCAGAGGCCAAAAAGACAAGAAGGGACUCGGUUUGGUACAUCAUCCUGUGGGGACGGUUGUACAAAAAGUCAUUUAGCCUGCCAUUCUUAAGGUGCCUGACAGCAUUCGAGUCAGCAAGGCUGAUCGAAGAGAUGCACGAAGGAACAUGUGGAAACCAUGCCGGUGGAAAACCCCUUGCCAUCAUCUGUCAAAGGCAAGGCUAUUACUGGCCAACAAUGUUAGAAGAUUGUCGAGCUUAUGUAAAAAAGUGCGAGAAAUGUCAAAAGUUUUCAGCUGUAAUAAACUUGCCGGCCAAUGAUUUGAUGCCCAUUCUGAACCCAAUCCCAUUCGCACAAUGGGGAAUGGAUAUUGUUGGACCAUUCCCAAUGGCGGCUGGAGGGCGCAAGUUCUUGAUAGUAGCAGUGGACUACUUCACCAAGUGGAUAGAAGCAGAGCCGGUAGCAAAAAUAACGGCAAACCAGGUGAAAAAAUUCAUAUGGAAAAAUAUAAUAACGAGAUUCGGGCUGCCGCAGGCAAUAGUUUUUGAUCAUGGAUCACAGUUUGAUUGUGCGCCCAUACAAUGCUUCCUGGGAUUGUACAGAGUAAAGUUAGCUCACUCAUCAGUAUGUCACCCACAGAGCAAUGGGCAAGCAGAGGCGGCGAAUAAGCAAAUCCUGGCUGCUCUGAAAAAGAAACUAGAAGACUGUAAAGGCAAAUGGGCAGAUCUUAUGCCAGAAAUUCUGUGGUGCAACAGAACUCCUAUCAAGGAGGCUACCGGCGAGAGUCCGUUCAAAUUGAGCUUCGGAUCUGAGGCUGUCAUACCGGCAGAAAUGGCUCUGCCAACCAUGCGAAUCCAGCACUACGAUGAGGAGAGAAACGAUCAGCUGCUGCGACACCAGUUGGAUUUCAUGCCAGAAAUCCGCAUGAAAGCAGAAGUAAGUUCGGCAGCAUACAAAAGCAGAAUGAGCAGAGCAUACAACAAGAAAGUGAAGCAUCGGCCUAUAGGAGUGGGAGACCUGGUACUGCGGAGAACGGCGGCAACAGGAAAAGGAAAUGCUCAAGGAAAGCUGACAUUCAAUUGGGAAGGACCAUACCAGAUAUGGGAGGAAAUAGUCCCUGGAUCAUACCGGUUAAUGCAAAUGGAUGGUACCGCGCUCAAAAACUCCUGGAACGCCAGUACUCUGAGAAAGUACUAUGUUUGA